AUGAAUCCUUGUUACCCCUUCUACGUGGCAGAGGACACGGACCACAAAGACAGUCCACCGCCGUACGAGUCGUGUGAGCCUGCUAUGGAGAUGCAUGACUCUGCACCUUCCCUCUUCGAAAUACGACAUGUCCAGCCCAAUGAUGCGUUCAUUGCCGUUAUGGGAAUGACUGUGACUGCCGUGGUAGAGGCGCACCGGGCACCUGACAAAAUUGACGGCCGUCGAAUUAUCUUCAUCGACACUCCUGGGUUUGACGACACCAUUCGGCCCGACGCUGCCAUCCUGCGCGAGAUAGCGAACUGGCUCAACAAGGCUCACAAGGGUGGGAUUAAGCUAACAGGCAUAGUGUACUUACACGCGAUCAACAGCCCGCGUGUAGGAGGAACGGCCAGGAACAACCUCCGCAUGUUCAAAAAACUGUGCGGUGAGGAUUCUAUGUCUUCUGUUGCUCUUGCGACAACACACUGGGGAAGUGGAGCGGCAGAGAGAGAAAGGCAGCACGCUCGCCACAAGGAGCUCCUUGAGGACGUUGGAUUCUGGAAGCCCAUGAUCCUUCACGGGGCAACCCCCUUCAUCCACGACAGAGAACGGCGGUCGGCCUUGGAAAUCGUGCGCCACCUUUUGGAUAAUCGGCCCCAGGACGGCAUCGACUUGACAAUCCAGAAAGAAAUGGAGGACGGCAAAACGCUUGAUAAGACCGCGGCCGGCAUUGCAUUAGAGGAGAAGUUGGAAAACGAAAAAGCGAUCUAUGAACGCGAGAUCAAUGACCUUCAGAGGGAAAUUGCAGAGGUCAGGCGGGAUAAUAAAUUGACCCAUCAAAAGAGGGAAACAGAGGUCAAGAGCCUCAAGGAGGACGUGGAGAAAUGGAAGAAAAAAAUCAAGAGCCUGGAAAAGGACUGUGAGCUGAUCAAAGUCAAUCGGGAUCAACUCCAGCUGGAGCGAUUCAAGGAGUUGGAAGAAGAGGCCCGACGACAUGAUGAGAUGGAGGCCAAGUUGCAGGCGGAAAGGGACCAAAAUGAGCAUCUUAGGGACGAGAAUGAGAAGAAGAAGAAGCAGUUGAAGCAGAUCAAGGCAAGAAUCAGACAGGCGCAGGGAUGUGCGCUCAUGUAG
Molecule: messenger RNA, 1110 nt
Organism: Fonsecaea monophora
Lineage: Eukaryota; Fungi; Ascomycota; Eurotiomycetes; Chaetothyriales; Herpotrichiellaceae
Exons: 3
Coding region: 1-1110 (369 amino acids)
Source: RefSeq, a predicted model, not a curated record